Messenger RNA from Lineus longissimus, 3191 nucleotides. Its product is annotated as inhibin beta B chain-like. The coding region runs from base 210 to 1403 and encodes 397 amino acids. The transcript has 2 exons. Lineage: Eukaryota; Metazoa; Nemertea; Pilidiophora; Heteronemertea; Lineidae. Gene Ontology annotation, cellular component: extracellular region. The record is from RefSeq and is a predicted model, not a curated record. Gene Ontology annotation, molecular function: cytokine activity; growth factor activity.
CGUCGAGACCAGCGCCGCGCUCAUGCUUUGCCAUUCUUCCUCAAUAUAAAGUUCAACUGAGCUAUUCUUCCCCAGUCAAUGGUCUUCGGCUGUGGGCCAACAAACCUGGGAACACUCUCCUUGAAUCGAAAGCAUUGUUCGAUCUAGACAGCACCGCACUUUAGGAUAGCAGCUUCAUUAAUAACCGAUUCGCAAUCUGUGCCUGAGUUAUGGCUGCUAUUCCAAUUGUGACGCUGAUCAUUGCUUAUCAUACUUUGACGAGUGUGGUCUCGGGUUAUCAUACCCAUAAACGGAACUGUACGGGUACGGACUGUGUUAACAGGCUCCUUCAUCGCCCCAAGUUGACACUGCAGCAGCAAAAGACACUUCGCAUCGAAAUGAUCAAGGGACAGAUUCUCAGUAAACUCAGGAUGCACGCAAAGCCAAAUGUUACGAAAUCUAUACCGAGGGUAGCCUUUCAUAAAGCUUUGCAGAAACUUAAAAUGAGAGAUCCGAAAUUGCGAGGGGGCCGAGGUGCAAAUGAGGACUAUUACGCUCAGAUAUCAGAAAUUGUCAGCUUUUCGGAAGAAGCUCCACACAACGACCACAAUGCCCUGCAGUUCACGUUCAGCAAAGACGAGAUAACGCGCGGGGACCUUGACGUCACGAGUGCCCAUCUUUGGAUUCUGCUCCGCUACAAAAAGCCAAAGUUUACCAGAAGGAAACCAAGACGGGUUCUCCUAACAGUCAGCAAAAUGACGCAAGAUGGCCGCACUGGUGAGAUCGUAGCCUCCUUCCCCGUGACUUCAAAACACUCAAGGUGGCAGAAACUCACCAUUCCUGUCGAGGUGAUACAAGAAAUGUUUAAAGAAUUGAACACAAAAAUACGCUUUCUUGUUAGUUGUGCCGGUUGUGAUACGGAGGUGGAACCGGUUUUGGUGAAGAGAAAAUCGCGCCGGCCGCGAAGUCGAUCGAGGGGCCGGCGAUUCCGACCUCGGCGAAAAAACAAACUAAACAAGCGGCGGCCAUUUUUAAUCAUUCGAACGCACGUAAAGAAGUCCGCUAGACAUAAAAUCGAGAAACGACACGCAAAAUGUGAUCCGGAAUUCGACAGUUGUUGUAAACAAGAAUUAUAUGUUGAUUUUAAAGACUUAGGUUGGGACUGGAUUAUCACCCCUAGCGGUUAUAACGCACACUACUGUAAUGGCGUGUGUGGUGUAGGUUCAACGCCUGAUAUGUAUGCUACAAGACAUUCCACCAUAGUUAGUAGGAUUUUAAAAAUCAAACCUGCGGAGGAAAGACUUCAGCCAUGUUGCUCGCCGAAAUCGAUGAAACCGCUGUCUUUAUUGUAUUUUGACGAUAAGUUUGAUAUAGUCAAAGCAGAUCUGGAUGGUAUGGUCGUAAAUCAGUGCUCCUGCUCAUGAGCACAGCGAGACUAUCUGUGAUUGGUUGAACCAGCAACUCAGAAAGACAGAGUCAUGGUCGCCAUUUUUACUGUGGAGGCCGAUGUGAAUACACAUCCCUCUCAGACUAGGUCAGAGGAUGUAACGUUGUGACGUCAAGACACGUGAUUUCAUGCUAUUGAUCCCUUCGGAGGUUCUUCAUUGAAAAUCAGACUAAAUGACUCAACUAGCUCUGACGUAAUAUCAAACAAGCAUUACUUGAGAUAAGGUCUAGCACUAUUGAUUCUGGUCCGUUGUGCAACUGAUUGAGAAACAAAACAAUUUUUUGGGCAAUGUGCAUUUAUCACUGAAAACCUUGGCUUUUAGCUACAACAAUUGAGAUGUUUCAGCGAGGGUGUUGCACGUGUCAUAAUAAAUGCUACGGGGAGUGUGUCAGUCAUGUCAGUUCUACUUUAUGGUAUUCCAGGCUCUCAAUGCACACGACGUUAUCUCGUGCAAUGGCGAGCAUACAUGUCCGCCCUGUGCACCAAUGGCCUGUACAUUAAAUGGACUCUGCAUGUGGAAGUUUUUACGUAAAUACAUCGAGGUAAAUGCUCUGUGAGUAGUUCAUCGAAGCAAACUGACGGGUAAUUAUGAGAUUUUUAAUGCUAACGGGUUAAGAGAAAGACAAAUAUUUGCUAGCAUUGUGACAGAAAUAAAAGGCAUGGCCUGAGAAUGAAAUGAACAUGGUUUGUAGUAGUGUAAGUAACUUUAAUGUAGCGGGCCCUUUCUUCUCUGCAGCAAACACGCAAGCAUCUAAUUGCCAAGACUAGAAAGGCAUUCACCAAUCUGCGUAAGACACGUAUUCUAAUGUAGUCUACUUAUUACUGUAUAUCAAAGUGUUGUUCGUGCAAAAAAAAAUCUUAGUCAAAGGUUGAUCUAUUCGCCUGUGUAAAAACUGUUGUAUAUAUUUACAAUGAGUCCAAGGUGGAAUUAUUCUUUGAAGUUAACUGACCUCAUUAGCAGUUCAAAUAUAUAUUGUUCAGUUUUGAAAAUAUAUAAUGCAGGGUAGAGCUGCCGGCCUUCAAAUUAAAAUUCGACUUUGUACUCAACCUCUUUGAUAUAUACAUUAAUCUCAUUCUUGAGCUUGAAUGAAAUAUUAAACGGUGACUGUACUGUGCUAACGGAUAUUCGCCAAUAUUGACGGAAUAUCCCACAGUGUGCACAUAUGAAUUGUGUGGCACUCUCGUUAAAUGGGUAUGAUAUAAAGAAACAAUGGAUAUUGGUGACGUUUCUUAACAUCUUCUCAAUUGCGAAACACGACUUAUCCGUAAAGUUACGUUCACUGUUGGAGAGUUCCAAUCCAUCAUCAGCGUAUUCGGAUGGGCCGUGCGCGGCACAGUCAAUUCCCAGAGCGAGAGCUGAACCACAUACACCAGGCUAUAUUUGGCGAUUUAAGUGCAGCUGACAGAGGUAAAUACAAUGUAAAUCGCGUGAAUCUAGCGCGAGUUUAAAAUCAGGAAUGUAUUCAGGGUACCAUAGAUAGCGAUUUUUCAGGGAGCAUAGCACACAUUACUAAAGACGAUUUACAUACUGAUAGCAGUUCGCCAGCUACUCAUCCACGACUCUUAUUUGCAUAGGGGUAUGCAGACGUGCUUUGAAUAUAUUCCUCAAUGCAUCGGUUGUGAAAAAUCUGCAUGUAAUGUAAAUUUUGUGAUGUUUCAAAAUGAAUGCAUUUUCACUCGCGAAACAAAAAUCCUUUAUGAACCACGCAACAAUUAGCUCAUAUUUAGAAUGUCUAGAACCGAAAUAAUGUGAUGGGGGGGGGGG